Salvelinus namaycush (lake trout) is the source of this 4508-nucleotide messenger RNA. Its product is annotated as vacuolar protein sorting-associated protein 53 homolog. NCBI's taxonomy places the organism in Eukaryota, Metazoa, Chordata, Actinopteri, Salmoniformes, Salmonidae. The coding region runs from base 44 to 2539 and encodes 831 amino acids. The transcript has 22 exons. Gene Ontology annotation, cellular component: GARP complex. Gene Ontology annotation, biological process: retrograde transport, endosome to Golgi. The record is from RefSeq and is a predicted model, not a curated record.
CAAAGACCUGGCUCUGCUUUCUGCGGUAGCUAGCUAGUUGUUCAUGAUGAUGGAGGAGGAAGAAUUGGAAUUUGCGGAGGAUUUGGAGGCUAUUUUGCACCUUACUCCAGAGGUGCAGUUGGCCAUCGAGCAGGUUUUCCCCAGUCAAGACCCAUUGGACAGAGCAGAUUUUAAUGCUGUGGAAUACAUCAAUACAUUGUUUCCUACUGAGCAGUCACUGGCUAAUAUAGAUGAUGUGGUCAACAAGAUCCGUCUGAAGAUUCGGUGUCUGGAUGACAACAUCAGGACGGUGGUGAGAGGCCAGACCAAUGUGGGCCAGGAUGGCAGACAGGCACUGGAGGAGGCUCAGGUAGCCAUCGGCCAGCUCUUUGGCAAAAUCAAAGACAUUAAGGACAAGGCUGAGAAAUCUGAACAAAUGGUCAAGGAGAUAACGCGGGACAUCAAACAGCUGGACCAUGCUAAGCGUCACCUGACCACCUCCAUCACCACCCUCAACCACCUGCACAUGCUGGCCGGUGGCGUGGACUCUCUAGAGGCAAUGACGAGGAAGAGGCAGUAUGGAGAGGUGGCUAACCUGCUACAGGGUGUAGUCAACGUCCUGGAGCACUUCCACAAAUACAUGGGCAUCCCUCAAAUCAGACAGCUCUCAGAGAGGGUGAAAGUGGCCCAAAGCGAGCUGGGGACUCAGAUCCUGGCAGACUUUGAAGAGGCCUUCCCCGCUCAGGGGUCAAAGAGAGCAGGGGGGCCCAGUAACGUUCUGAGGGAUGCCUGUCUCGUGGCCAACGUCUUGGACCCUCGCAUCAAACAGGAGAUCAUCAAGAAGUUCAUCAGACAGCACCUCUCUGAGUACAUGGUGCUCUUCCAGGAGAACCAGGAUGUAGCUUGGCUGGAUAAGAUUGACCGGCGCUAUGCCUGGAUUAAGCGUCAGCUGGUGGACUAUGAGGAGAAGUACGGACGCAUGUUCCCUGAAGAGUGGUGUAUGACUGAACGCAUCGCUGUGGAGUUCUGCCACAUCACCAGGACAGAGCUGGCCAAAGUGAUGCGGACGCGGGCCAAAGAGAUCGAGGUCAAGCUGCUUCUGUUUGCCAUUCAGAGGACCACCAACUUCGAGGGGCUGCUCGCCAAGCGCUUCUCUGGGUGCACCCUCACUGACGGGCCCGGGGUGAAGAAGCCGGAGACACCACUGGAGUCCACCAACCCUUUCCUGGAGGACGAGAUUGGAGAGGAUGGGUCAGAGAUGGAGGAGGAUCUGGAUAGGCCCAAGAAGCACAAGGCUCCUGACAACCCCUUCCAUGGCAUCAUUUCCAAGUGCUUCGAGUCUCACCUCUAUGUCUACAUCGAGUCUCAGGACAAGAACCUGGGGGAGAUGAUUGACCGUUUUGUGUCAGACUUCCGGGCGCAGGGCCCCCCCAAGGUGGGCACGGAGGACGGUGGAGCGGUGCUGCCCAGCUGUGCUGACCUGUUUGUCUACUAUAAGAAGUGCAUGGUGCAGUGCUCUCAGCUCAGCACAGGGGAACCUAUGAUUGCCUUCACCACCAUCUUCCAGAAGUACCUCAGAGAGUAUGCCUGGAAGAUACUGUCUGGAAACCUGCCCAAGACUAGCAGUAACAGUGGAGGACUGACCAUCAAGAGUCUACUGCAGGAGAAGGAGGGUUCGGAGGCAGCUAAGUUCACUGUAGAGGAGCUGUGUCUCAUCUGUAGCAUCCUCAGUACUGCAGAGUACUGUCUGGCCACAACACAGCAGUUGGAGGAGAAGCUGAAGGAGAAGGUGGAUAAGACCCUGGUGGAGAGAAUCAACCUGACUGGAGAGAUGGACACCUUCAGCAAUGUGAUCUCCAACAGUAUCCAGUUGCUUGUUCAGGACCUGGAUGCUGCCUGUGACCCUGCUCUCACUGCCAUGAGCAAGAUGCCAUGGCAGAGCGUAGAGCAUGUAGGUGACCAGAGUCCCUAUGUGACGUCAGUCAUCAUGCACAUCAAACAGAACGUCCCCAUCAUCAGAGAUAACCUGGCCUCCACACGAAAAUACUUCACCCAGUUCUGCAUCAAGUUCACCAACUCUUUCAUUCCUAAAUUCAUCAACCACUUGUUCAGGUGUAAGACUAUCAGCAUGGUGGGGGCUGAACAGCUCCUCCUGGACACCCACUCCCUGAAGACAGUGUUGUUGGAUCUGCCCUCUAUAGGGUCUCAGGUGGUCCGCAAGGCCCCAGCCAGCUACACCAAGAUAGUCGUGAAGGGGAUGACCCGCGCUGAGAUGAUCCUCAAGGUGGUCAUGGCCCCCCAUGAACCCUCUGUGGUGUUUGUGGAUAACUACAUCAAGCUCCUUGCUGACGGGAACCCAGAGACCUUCCAGAAAACUCUGGAUAUGAAGGGGUUGAAGCGCAGUGAGCAGAGCAGCAUGUUGGAGCUCUUCAGACAGAGGUUACCCACUCCACCCUCAGGGACCGACGGAGGCCCCUCUCUCUCCUUCAGCACCCCCACCCCCGAGCAGGAGAACUCGCGCAUACGCAAACUGGAGAAGCUCAUCAAGAAGAGACUCUGAGUGUACACACACACUUGCACUCACACACAUCACCAUACCACACACAAAUUAUUCCAGUAAUUCAUCGAAUACUUUUUCCUGCUCUGUUUAAUCAUAACAGAGAAUUGCAGGCAGAGUAAAGACAUGAUUGUCUCAUUUUUGUUAGGAGCAUUAAUAUGAACCUCAUGAUUUCAAAGUCAACUGUCGGGUUAUGAAGACAUGUCCUCAGCUGCAGAGCUGUUGGCACUUAUGACUAAUUUACUUCUGUAUUUCUUUUCUGCUUCUCUUUUUAUGACACUAAAUAACCAAGCUUUGUAAAUGUCGUUAAAUGUAGACUAUAUCAUACACACACUAUGCAUAUUAGCAAAAUGUGUUUGCACUUAAGACAGAAUCGAGAGCUACUAAUUAAAAAUGGCUUUAGGAGCAAUUUGUUGCCGCUUUGGCACCUAUCCUCCCAGUUCCAGACUGAGAACAAGGAACUUCAAUGUGUUUGAAGCUAACAUUUUCAGAAUGUUCUCCUAAUGUUUUCAGAAUGUUCUCCUAGUGUUUUCAGAAUGUCAUUGUUCUCCACCUCUCCAGUCUGGUGUCUUUCAUUGACUUCUGGGAAAACUAGUAGCAUUUCAAUCUUUGAUGGAUCAGUGUGACUAAAGGUACAAUUUGGAGUACAGUGGCAUAUCCCAUCCCUGCAUUGAGGUAUGUUUUCCGACCCAUAUCUCGUGCCGGCUCCACGGUGUCUUAAUGAAACCAUGAUUGUGUUCCGACCUCAGUGCAGCUCAGUGUAAACCCACAUCUCUCAAGCCUAGUCCAGAGGUGUAUUCAUUAGUCCAAACAAAAACAAUAGUUUAUUUUAGACAAAUUUAGGUAGAUCCCUCCCCGUUUCGUUCAGUUUGCUCCCGUUUUAAGAAACAUUUUGCAACAGAAUCGGCCUAAUGAAUAGGCCCAGUUGAGGUUAAACUUUUACCAGGAUAUUUUUUUCCAGGGGGAGGCGAAGGGGAGUUCCCAUGUUUAGUUUUGUUGCCUUUCAUGUUUCCUCUCCAAUCAGCUGUGAGGGGGUGUUUCCUUUCCUCUAUUUCACUGCAAAACAAUGAAACCCUUUGAAGGUAGCGAAAUUUGAAGACAGGCUGGCGGGACAAUCCUCAGUCCCUUCUAUGUUCUUUUUAGGGUUGGUAUCUUCUGGCAAGUUUUAAUUAUGAUUGACAGGUAAUCUAGGCCUGUCAGUGUCAAACACAGGGGCCUGGAAUAACUGAACAGAAAAUAAAAAGGUUUAGACAAUACAUCAUAAAUAGAAAACUAUAUAAUUGUGUGUAAUAUAUCCUUGUACAACAGUGAACAUAUGAGUUCCUCUGUUAGACAGGGAAUUACACUGAGAAGUUAGCACAAUGAUGCUAGUGGAGAACAAGAAUAUAAUAUAAGGAACACAGUUCCUUUAAAUACUGUCAUUGAUCUAAUUAUUUCUACUGUUACCUGCUUCAGAUAAAGUAGUUAUUGCACGUUAACAGCAAAUAGUCUGGAUCAGUGAUCCUUUGAAUCGGUUCAUAUAUACAGGAAAAUUCAUAAUUUGGUGUAGCACGAGAAUAAGGAUAGGGUUUAAAUAAUGUGUGUGUGGUCAAGUAUCUAUUGUAAAUCAUUGUAGCUGGGGCAUGAACGAUUGGUGUUGGAUUUCAUCCUUGGAAAGCCUUAUUAUCCCCUCUCGAGAGUCCUGCAAAUUGAUAAAUGUAUGUAUAAUAUAUUAAUGCUAUUAUGCUUUUGAUGUACACAUUCCUGCCUUCAGUUAAUAAGAAGAUAAACAUGUUAUUUUGUAUUGUCAGAGUAAUAGGCUACUGUAAUGGUAACUGGUGAAAAACACUAAUACGAGGGCUCCCGGGGGUGUAAAAAACUGCAUCUUAGUACUAGAGGAGUCACUACAGACACCCUGGUUCGAAACCAAGCUGUAUCACAACCGGCUGUGAUUGGGAGUCCCAUGGGGUGCCGCACAAUUGGCCCAGCGUCG